AUGCCGCUUUGUCGAAGUUCAGCCUCGUCAUCUUCUCACCACCGGGAUGAGCCGGAGAGUCCGCAGGGACACGACACGCGUGAGUUAGCCCGCAAGUUCUCUCGACUCCGAAUUGGAAGCUCUUUGGCAGGCCACGCACAUGCAGACGCAGCGCCGGCGAUGCUGCCAAUGAGCAGCCGGGAUCAAAUAGUGGUGGAUCGGCUCUCGAGAAAAGUGAAUGCAAGUAACUUCGCGACGGUUAUGAAGGCGUACCUCAUUAUAAAGAAUCGAGUGGCUGCGCAGAGAGCGAACAAAGAAUUUCAACAGGGACAAAGGCGCUCGUUCGCUAUCUUGGGCAGGAGAAGCAGCCGCGUGGCCUUGGAAAGCCCCUCGCAUAGCCGCAGCAAGACGGGAAGUCUGAAGAGCGUGGCGGAGACGUCCAAAGCAACAUCAGGCAGGCAAAGGCGACCCGAAUCAUGUUUAGCUCGAAAUGAGUGUGCCGACGGCGUUCACGGGGAAGGCGCCUUUCCGCCAAAGACGUUAAGCCCGCCGCCGGUGCCUGGAGAUGAGGGGUCGUGUCACAGUUCAAAUUCGUCCACCGACGCUGACGGCAUCAAGGCCGUUGGUGCGGUGGGAAGAAUGAAGGCAUGCCAGUCACUCCUUGAACAGCGCUUAGGGUUUAUGGGUUUCAAGAGUGUGCGCAUUGCGGGUGACGGGAAUUGCCAGUUCCGUUCCUGCUCGUGGAACAUGUUCGGCUCUGAAGAGCACCACAAAGUGGUGCGCUCCCGAGCUGUACAGCACAUGCGUGAGCAUAAAGAUGAAUACGGGGUUUUCUUUGAGGACGACGACUUUGAAAAGUACCUGAAGAAUAUGGCGCGUUCAGGAACAUGGGGAGAUGAGCUAUCUGUUCGUGCAAUAGCUGAUAGUUUCCAAUGUACAAUUCAUAUUAUCACUUCCACCGACUCGAACUGGUAUCUGCGGUACGAUCCCCAGGGCGCGGGUGGAACAUUAGAAGCCGUGCGGCACAUCUUCCUCACGUACAUCUCACCGAUACAUUACAAUGCAUUUACACUCGAAGAGCUGACCGCGUCCGACACGGAAACCCCGGGAGCGCAACGAGGUUGA
Neospora caninum is the source of this 1104-nucleotide messenger RNA. RefSeq lists its product as hypothetical. NCBI's taxonomy places the organism in Eukaryota, Apicomplexa, Conoidasida, Eucoccidiorida, Sarcocystidae. The record is from RefSeq and is a predicted model, not a curated record. The transcript has a single exon. Gene Ontology annotation, molecular function: cysteine-type deubiquitinase activity. Gene Ontology annotation, biological process: protein deubiquitination. The coding region runs from base 1 to 1104 and encodes 367 amino acids.